Molecule: messenger RNA, 1278 nt
Organism: Aspergillus melleus
Lineage: Eukaryota; Fungi; Ascomycota; Eurotiomycetes; Eurotiales; Aspergillaceae
Product: OTU family ubiquitin thioesterase
Exons: 7
Coding region: 1-1278 (425 amino acids)
Biological process (GO): protein K48-linked deubiquitination
Cellular component (GO): nucleus
Molecular function (GO): ubiquitin binding; cysteine-type deubiquitinase activity
Source: RefSeq, a predicted model, not a curated record
AUGAAUCCGCUAUCUACCGAUGAAAUGGAACGGUUCCAAAAACUGUCCAACGAGUUCGAGCCGGAUGUUCAGGGCCCACUUGUGUCGGCCAAGCAGUCGAGCAGCGCGAUUGCAAUGGAGUAUGCAAAUGCUGAUCCUACCUUCGCAACAAAGACUAGCGCACUGGCUGCGACGCACCCUUUUUCUCGUAUCAUGAAAGGUGAUGGGAAUUGUGGAUGGAGAGCGGUUGCGUUCGGAUAUUUCGAGAACCUCUUCAAUCUUAGGAACACUCUUCAAGUUCAGCGUGAAUUGCUCCGGAUCAAGUCGUUGAAUGUCCUUUUAGAUCAAGUUGGCCAGCAGGAGCAUCUGUAUGAGAUAUUCGUGGAUGAGACGGAGCAGGUAUUUUCGCAAAUCACCGAAGCAAUCCAGAAUGGGAUCCGCGAUGAUUCAUUUUUGGUGGACGCGUUCAACUCGGAAUACAACUCGAGCGCCAUCAUCACCCAUUUCAGACUUCUAACAAGUGCUUGGAUGAAACUCAACCCUCAUCGGUACCAAGCAUUUCUGUCCUUGCCCAUUGACCAGUACUGCGGAACGCGGAUAGAGACUGUUAGAACUGAGAUUGAUGAAGUUGGCCUUCAAGCUUUGGUCGACGGGGUAAUCGAGGGAUCCGAUUUCGCAGUAGAAAUCCUGUAUCUUGACCGCAGCGAAGGCGACGUGGUCACGCCUCACCUCUUGACGCCGAAUCGGCCCGUUGCUGGAACGAUCCGAUUGCUAUACCGCCCGGGUCACUAUGACCUUCUCUACCAGGCCGAGCCCACUGUGAACCUAGAACCGGUGGUCAAUUUUCAAUAUGCCAUGACCUCGAACUACUCGCCUUGGGACCAAAGCGCUCUCUCCUUCGAUGUUAACUCCAGUUUAAUGUCAAUUCCCAACCUGAUGAUGGAUCCCACGUUCGCACUCGCGCCUUCGCCAAUCCCCGCCGCUCCUCCAAGCCCAUACCCGGUCUCUUCUGCCCCAGAGAUUUAUCCACCCCCGUUGCAGACCCCAUCACCCGCACCCGUGGCCUCUCCGCCGCCCCCCUCCAUGUCGGCACCGCCGGCGCCACCGCCGAUGACUUCCUUGCCCAGUCGCUCGUCAGACGGGCCCCAAAUUCGCUUGAAUCCCUUGGUGAUGAAGCCCAAUUUGAGCCACUCACUUCCAGUUACCACACCGUUUAAGAACUCUCCAUACAACCAGGCCCACUUCCAAAACCAGGACUUCGAACCGAUCCACUAUGAGCCUAACGAGUCCCGCAGAUAA